AUGCCUUUAGAUUAUCAGUUAUUUUCUAUUAGGUCCAAUUCGUUCCGGCAGACUAGCGGUGGUAGGGCAUUGCAGGGCUCGGAGGGGGGAGGCUAUCGUGGCGCCACUUCAAGCAGCUCCCUUAUGGGCAGCUCCAGCAUCUCUGCCCACCCCCUCCUGCCCCUCGGCGACCCCGCAUUGGGAACCCCGGCUCUGUCUCUGUCAUGCGGUUCGAUGACACUGGAUUCUCCGACGACUGUGACGACUGUCUCGAUGGGAGGGACGAGUCACCGUCGCGACGACACAGCUACAUCCUUUCGGACGCUCACCUCUAUCGACGUACAUUCGCCUGCCAGCCCGAACCAGGCCCCAGCUCAGCGGCAGUUGCAUGCUACCAGUCAGCAGCGGAUUACAACAGCAGGUCGUAUCAGCCCCUCUAACAGCGUAUCUUCCCCUGAAUUCCCUCCGCCACGGCCUUUGCCCCGUUAUCCUUGGCAGCGUUCGGUUAGUUGCCGAGAAUUGUACGCCUCGAGUUUCGAGGACUCCGGCAAGGCACUCCCAAAAGAGGAGAAAUCCUCCGGCGAGUCUGUCUUGACGCCAUUCCAAUUGCCAUCCCAGGGUGAGCUCGACAAUCCCGUCACGCGCUAUGACGAGAGCAAUCGUUCUUACAGUGUCGCCAGCUCAAAAUUACCCUCCCUCGAACAUGACUCAGUCCCGGAUCGUAUUUACAGUAGCUCAUAUCCUGGUACAUCGUCAGUGUCAACUGAAUCCGGACACGAGGAGUCCGGCCAAGCGGGAGAUCUCUCUCACGACGAUCUUUCUCAUGAUUCUUAUGAACUAUUGGAACGUGAGCACGAAUUUGAAUAUCCAGAAUCUUAUUCGAGUCCUCAUAAUGAGGCAAUGUCUGAUAAUAGCGACGAAGGAAUCGAACCGGAAAUGUUCCAAAUGGACUCUGAAACCGAUUCAUUCGUCAAGCAUCGUUCGAAAAAAUCCACCGAUAAAGUAUUCAAAUCCGUGCUCACUGACAUUAAAGCCAAGUCCAUCGAUCGGUACUCAGCCGUUAGUAAGCCAGAUGGUGAAUUUGUCAUCACUGAGUCUAGAAUUCAUCGCUCAAACACACAAAUAGAACGUAAAUUUGAAUCUCGUCCCGCGAAUUCCAUCGAAACGAAACCACCUCUUCCCCAUCAGGAUUCGAAUAAAAAGGAUCCUGUGGUCCUGCAGGUGCAGAAACAAAAAAUGACCGUGUUAAAUGAAUUAAAGAAUUUAAAAUCAAAGCAUAAAAUCACUCACGUAGAUUCCGAAGUAUUGAGAGACGAGGGAAUUAUGAGACCCAAGUCGCGAAUCGACGAUAAUCUUAGUCCUGUGGAAGGUAAAAAAUCGGGUAGGACAACUAGGGCGCGUAGUAUUGCGAGUUUAGAGGAUUAUUCGUCGAGGCAGUAUGUGGAAACUGGUAGCUUAGGGCGGGGUAAUAAAUCUUCGCGAAGACGUGAGGCGGAAGCGAAAGUAGAUAAAAUCUUUUCGAAGAUACAGGAGAAGGAACGAAAGCGCAUUGAGAGAGAAAAUUCCAGAGAAGCUAGGAGAAAUGAAAAAUCCGAUUUUAGAGAACGCAGGGAACGUAGAAGUAUCGAACGAUUAGAUUCGCGUGAAAUUUACAGGCGUCGCAGUAUGGAACGUAAUGAUUUACGGGAAUUGAGAAGAAGUAUCGAAAGAUUAGACACCAGGGAACCAAGUUACGAACCAUCUGAAUUUUAUCCAGAUACGUUCUACAUUGAACGUGAAAGACGUAAAAGUCUCGAUAACUUGGAUAAUGUCUAUAAAGACAAGAGUCAUCGAUAUUCUGAGCCACGGCAGCGACGAGAGAGAAGUAUCGAACGUCUCGAUUCACGGGAAACGCGUCGAAGUCCCGGCAAGAGUCCAAAGAGUCCGAAAAGUCCCAAGAGCCCCAAGAGUCCAAAGAGUCCCUUAGACUAUAAUCAAAGACACGUUCUCGAACGUAAAGACUCCGGACAUCGAACUUCAAUCGAUUAUCUAAAAGAUUCGAGACGCAAGAGUAUCGAGCGUUUAGAUUCUCGGGACCGACCGACUUUUGAUUUUGAUCCCGUCGCUAUUGAACGUCUAAGUUCUUUAGAGCGUAGUUAUGUCGAACAGUUUAAUAUUAAAGAAAAGUUGAACGACAAAAAGUACGAACGAAAUAAGAGUCUUGAAAAAGUGGAAUCGACUGAACGUAAAAGUUUAGAACGGUUUGAUUCGAAAGAAAGGAGGAGUUUGGAUUAUGUCGAUGAAAGAGAUAAUAUUGAAAGACAAAAGAGCAUCGAAAAAUUAGACUUUAAGGAUUCGAGGAGAAACGGAAAAACAGAGAGAGGAUUCUCUGAGGAAAAGCCACGUGAAAGGGACGAUUGGAGAAGUUUGGAGAAAGCAAGAAAGGACAAUGAACGUCGAGAGAAGGAACGGCAAGUGAAACUGUCAAUAGAGUCACGCACAGAAACUGUGAUAGGUAUUCCCAAUGAAGAAGAAAUUCUGAAACCUAAAGCAGUGUUUACCGAAUAUGAUCCCAAAAUAAUCGCUGGAGUUGUUGUAGGUUUCGACGAUUCUUCAUUGCCCGGUCACAUUCCGGUAGAACGCACAAAGAGUGAUCCUAAUCCAGCUAGACAGAGAAUAGGGUCAAAUAGCAAGAGGCACAUGCUGAUGCAUCAGAAGUCAAUAGACUUAACUCCAGCCGAUUCUGGCGAUGAGGAUGCAUUUGCUGACGGAGUUUCCACUCAAAAGUCCACUGUCGAUAUACCCUACACUUUGCACAAACGACACGUUAUGAAUGGCACUGCCUCUGAGGACAAAUCGGAAUCGGAUAAUGGCAAAAUACCAUGUUUAGAUUUAUCAAAAAUACCACCAAUAGACAAGCCCAUUACCAAACUAUCCCCCGAUAAACCAAGAAGUAUUUUAGUAAGUCCCGAUAAAUCAAAGUCAAUUUUAAGUCCCUCUGAUAAAUCCAGAACUAAUGUAACCACUGGUCCAAAACGAUCACCAACCGAACGCAAGACCUUCGUUUAUAAUUUAUCACCCACUGACAAAUGCCCCACAAAAACAAAACCACCAACAGUCUGUCGACUUUCCCCAAAGUCUAUGUCCUUAGACUAUUCCAAAUCCGAUGCUUCCACAAGCGACAGAACGUGUAUUAAAUCUUCAAGUCUCGAUAAAAAGUCUUCCAAAAUAUCACCCACCAAAGCAUCAGUUACAAUUAUUUCCAUUAAAGAGAAAAAAUCACCCAAAGUUUCACCUAAAGUAUCGCCAAAAGUCUCACCCAAAGUUUCACCAAAAAUAUCUCCCAAAGUAUCACCGAAACUAUCGCCAACCGAUCCUCUCGUUACAAUUGUUUCGGUCCUCGAAAAGAAACGAAUGUCCGACGACAGAUCGAGGGACAAAGCCUUUAACUUUGCCGACGUCGUUGGACUUGAAAUCAAACAGGAAUUGGGACGAAGGGAGAAGGAAAAGUUGAAAGUACCAGACGAUAGUUUAGAGAAGCAGGACAGUAUUGAAAAAAUCCCCCUGCCUGAAAUUCCCACAUUGCCUUUAGAAUCCGUAACUUUGGUUACACCGACUGAACCUGGUGCCAAAAAACCACCUAUACCCGAUAAGCCAUUAUUAAGAAAUUUACCCAGUAAACUUUUAAUUACUGAUCAUUCCGAGGACAAGACUGAUAGCUUAGUUAAAGGUGAUAAAACUUCACCAAUUUCUCCAAAACUCAUUGUAUCGCCCGAAAAAUCGAAAAUAAUCAGAUCAAAGAAUUUAGAGAAGCCAACUAUUCCUGAAAAAACGAAACGUAUAUUAGAUAGGAUAGAGUCGAGAUUUACCGAGGCGAAUAAAAAUUCGGCUACUAAAGUUGCAAGGCCGAAAAUCAUUGACACUGGUUUUGAUGAUUUUGUCGAUCCAGUAGCGGAUCUUCCACUCGACGAAGUACCGAUAAAACCAGCUUUAGAAUUAGAUAGUCUAAAGGUUCCAGAAUUUACGCCAUUCAUGUUAAGGCCUCAUGGCGAACCAAUGCGUUCCAAAUCUCUAUCAUUGGCAGAGGAGAAAGCACCAAUUGACACUCUCUUAUCGCCUGAUCGUGAAAAUAAACACUUCAUUCAGGACGUAUCACCGAAGAAAAUUAAGAAGGCUAAAUCAGAACCGAAAAAAGACUUUAAGAAGCAAUCCAAGUCAUUGGAGGGUGACAAACCACCACUCAAGAAAGCAGGGUCAAAAGAAUCAAGAACUUCUCCAGCCAGCUCAAAAAUAGAUAAAUCUAAAUUAAAAUUAGGAGAGAUGCCUCAGGAAAUUAUAAUAAUCGAUUCCACUGACGUGGUGCCCGAAGUGAGUAUAGUUCAAAAAACAAGAUCAAGAUCCGUAGGUAGAUUAUCAGACAGUAGAUCUUUAUCAUCUUCCAAGGAUGAGAAGGACGAAAUUAAAAAACCAAAAGGAAAAUCAGCAUCCGUCGAUGAUGAUAUGAUUAAGAGUCCAGGAAGUUUGAAAAGCGAUAAACCAAGACCAAAAUCUCUUGGUAUUUCAAAGAGUUUGGGUAGUACUGAGCAGAGAGAUUCCCUUGAUAAAGUAUCACCAAAAAGAUCAGCGUCAGUCAAGGGCAAAUCUGACACUGUUAAGGAUGCAAUCAAACGUGCGGUUGAUAGCAGUCUACGUAAAGAAAUCGAAAUAGAAUCCACUUUUAAUGAUAUUAUACCUCCUCCCCUUGAAGAAAGCCUUGAAAUUGAAUCAAAAUCUGAACCAGAAAUUCUUCCAGAAGAUAAGAAAAGUUCAGAAAAGAAAGAUGUAAAGAAAUCUCCAAUAGCGCAAGAACUUGCGGAAUCUCCGGUUGUUCUACGAAAACCCGGACAGAGUCCAAUUUUAUUCGCCCGAGCUCGAUUAGGUUUGUCCGAAGGAAGUGGAAUCGGAGCUUUACAGCGACAAGGUGCAGCCACGCAAUCUCCGACCUCUCAACGAAGAGCGAAAUCACUCGACGCUCCAGUUAUUUCCCUUCACAGAUUACCACCGAUCAAUGCCUUCUCAAGUAAGGAUGACACUGUUGACAUGUCAGAGGAAGUUGAAAAGGAUGAAAAAGUUGAGAAACAGGAGGAACCGAUUCUAACCGUUGUUAAGCAACCAAUACAGGCGGAAGUUUCCCCAAAUCAUAAAUCUGAUAGUACUGAUCAUACAACCGUUCCGGAAAUUUGCACCGAUUCACUGUCUGUCACUGAAACAUCAACGCUGUAUCUAGAAUCGCCAUUAACGGAAAACAAUGAAAUAGCAAUAUGUCCGGAUUUGAUACCUUAUGAGCAAGAUAACCAAAUGAAUAUUUCAACCAGUACCAUUGAAAAAAUAGCAUCUGCCUUCCAAGAUUUGAAAAUUGAUUCAUCGACCAAAUUUAUUGACCAGAGUUCCGUUGAGUCCGGCGCUGAACAAGAAGAGGCAAAGGCAGAAAGUGUUCCUGACGUUGUUUACGUGAAGAAGAUAACAAGUCAAAUGUCAACAGAAGAUAUUAGGAGGAAUGAUUCGAGUCCGCGAAGUUCGAUUGAUAAAGAGGAUGUGCCGAACGUUACGGUUAGUGUUAUCGAUGAGGGUUGUGAAUUUCCACCCGAACCUUAUGAUUUUAAUCAAGAUCACUCAGUCAUGGUUCGAUCGCCAAUACAAAUUUCCAUUGAGGAAUGUUCUGAUGAAGCAAAAUCGAGUGAUGAAGAUGCAGAAGAUCCAGAAAUUCUCGAUCAAGAAACGUACCAGAUUGAGGUCCACGAAAAACGAAGAUUAGAUUCUGGCGAUACUAGUGAAGAUACAUUAGAUGCGAUAGAUACUCAAGUUCAGAUGCACGGAGGUGAUAGCGACAUGAGUUCGCCAGAUUAUGGAAUCGAUAAGGUUGAUGAGAAAACUCUGGUGGAGGUUGAACUGACACCGGAGUAUUUGGAAAUGAAAAAGGAGGAGGAGGAGGGUGCUGAAGAGUUGCCGGAGGAUGAACCGAUUGGUAAGGAUUCCCCCGAUACGUUGGAUCUUAAUCGACUGGGAGUCGAUCGAAAACUUCGAUUGAGCACCGAAAGGUCUAGAAGUGAAGAUACUAAUACCUGGACUCCGGAUAGGGAAGAUCAGGACUCGAGUUCGUGUUCCAUUGCCAGACCUCUUGGCAUCGGUCAAGUGCAACCUAUCAUUGACAGAAGGGAAAUCGCUCAAAUUAGAGAAUCACGUAAGGAAGGGUCUGUCGAGGAGGAAAGUAGCAGUAGUUCUCAUCCUUAUCCUAAACCAGAACUGAGUUCAACUUGGAAACCGUUCCCCUUGGAGAGUUCGGGAAGUUCGAGUCUUGAGGAAGGAUGGAUGCCACCUGACGAUAACCAUCAUCAGCCCAACUCUGAGGACAGUAAUGGUCCGAAUGAAGACAGUUACCAAGAGGAUCUGAUAAAUUUCCCAGGUGGGUUCAGCUAUCCUGUGGGUCCUGAGAUUCUCAGCAAUUACGGAGCCUUCUCCCUUUCACGAACUCUUUCGCGAAUUUCCGAAAGAUCCACAACUUCCGAACAAGACAAAAGCGAUAUGGAAGAUUCGUUCAAACCAAGUUCGAGAUCGCCUAGUAUUGAGGACGAGUCUCUAAUAUCCAGUGAUCAUCAACCGUCCUUGUCAUCAGACCCACCUUCCGGGGCGGCUCAUCCUUCCGUGUCGGAGGAUCGUAGAACUUCCUCCGAACUACCAGACAUUCCAAUAGACGUUCAGGACGACGAUGGAAAGUCACCAAAGACAAGAAGAGCCAAACUACAAUUACAAAGUUCGGAAGAUUGGCCUACACCACCCAGUUCGCCUCUCUUCGAAACUCCGGUCGUCAGUCACGUAGAGGCCUUCUACUCGGAAAUUAAACCCGAAGAAGCCGUCAAAGUGACUGUAACCGACAGCACCGACACGACCGGAAGAGUCGAUCAAGACAGCGACUCCAGCGACGAGAACCGAACCCUCCACGAAGACCUCCACUCCGCCUUCCUAGAAGACGGACAAAGUUCCGCCUCUGCAACGACAAUGGACGGCACCGUCAAAAUAGCCGUAAAACCAAAAUCAAACUCCUACAUAACCGGCUCGUCCCACAGCGAGGACACUUCCAUGGGACUCUCCAUGUCCGAAUGGUCCAGCUCAAACAACACCGUUCGCCAAUUCUGCCAGUACUCAGGCACCAAAUCCGACGACAAUUCCCUCGCAGAGUUGGGAGCCUCCAUCUCCGACUGGUCCGGCAGCACCUCCAUCAUCCCCCAACAAUUCUACUCCAAUCUCACCGAGAAAAGUCAAAGCGACACCACAACCUCCGACAAGAGCGUAACCAGCAUGCGACCAAACUCCAAAUGCCAGUUCGUCGAAAGUCCGCCUCUCCCGGACGAGGAGAAUCCCAUGAGCAGCGGCUCCUACGACAGCAAGGGCAAAAUGCUAGUCGACGACGAGGACUCCAACAAAGACGAAUUCGACGAAGCCAGAAAAUUCGUCGAAAGCCAAUUCGACGAGCACCGUCGUCGCUUCGAGGAGGACACCGGCGCUCACGCCUUCGUCGACAUCUCCCCACCGAAAAUCACCUUCGAGAACGAAUACGACGAGGCCAUCCGCGAAGACUACGACAUCCUCCCAGACGUUAUCGAAAUCUCCAAUCUCCCAGGCCCAAUCCCCGAGGAGGACGAGGACCAACUCUACGACAACGUCCCAGCCAUGAAAUACCCCAGCGGCGAUCAGGUCCGAAUGGAGGUCAAUCGUGGCGACAGUUCCGAAGACAUGCACGAACGCUACGCCGGUCUAUCCAGCAGAUCGAGGUCCGGCGAGGACGACUGGUCCCUAGACACCCAAAAGCGACUAGAGUCCGACCUCCAUAAACGAACCGACAGAUUCAGUAGAUUUCACUCCGACCCCCAAGAUCACAAAACCGGUACCAGAUCAACAGAACGACCCGUCGUUGUCCCCACUCGAGCCAAAUCGACCCCCUACUACUCGACCACCAGCCUAAGUGGCGAAUCAACAACCUCGAGUCCCCCGAUGCAGAUCCGAGCGCAAAUCAGAACGAAAACAAUGCCCUACUCAUCGAACCGAAGUCCACAAAGCGAAGGCGACACCUCGUCGAGUAUGGACAGUCCCGGUCACACUCCCGACAGGGGCCAGAGAGCUUUUCGAAGGAAACGACAACAGAGGCGACAGCGCGCCUCCAUUGAUCUCGAAAUCAAAGACGGACAAAUUGUAUCGAGCACUGAUUCCAGUUUCGACGUGGCGUCAAUUCCACCGCCUUUACUACCGGAGCCGAGUCUAGACAUCGAGAAUAUCGACUAUGAUGAUGAUGAUGAUGAUGAUAAUCAAUUCUAUGAUCCUAGAAAUGAUAAAGAUCAAAAGUAGAUCAAAGACUAGUAAAUUUUAUUGAAAGAAAACGAUGCCAAUUAAAAAAAAGUGUUUUAUUGCUCGAACACAACGAAAACUUACGGAAACUCGGUUACUACACUUGUUCCACAUGAAAUAUCAUCAUUAUCAUCGAAUUUAAUUUUAUAGAGAAGUUAAUCGCAAUCGAAAGUCAAAAAUAUUCUAGUUUAACAACGAUUUUUGUAUCCGAGUUGAGUGAGUUUUUUUCUUAGUUCUUACUUUUUGAAAGUAUAAAAUUUGAUGUGAGGAAUUGAAGGGAAUUUAAAAAGUGGAAUUGAGUUUAAUGAAUUAGAAUCGAGAGCACAAUAAGCAUUUUAAAAAAAAAGCGCUAAACUCGUACAAAUUGCUCGUCACUCUUAGGUUUCGCGGCGAAUUUGCUUUUUUUUGGUAUUAAUGACGCAGUAAUCGGAAUUUAACGAACAAUAAUUAAAAAUAAUUGGCACAUUUUGACGACUCUUCUUGAGUAAAAUAAUUUUUGAAAAGUCUGUUUUGUGGGAUUCUAUUAAAAAAACAAAACCGGUAUGAAAUGAACUCGUAAAAUUAUGCAAAAUAAUUCUUAAUUAUUCUAGAAUUCAAGAUAAUGCUGUGUCAAAAUUAAAAGUAAUAAAAUAUGCUGUUGGUGUUUAUUAUAAUUUUUUUACGAAUUAUAUUUAAACAGAAUUUUAAUUUAAUAUCAAUAUUUCCAUUUCAAGAGAAUUAAGUUUGGUAAACAUUUAAUUCUGAUGAUGAUAA
Leptopilina heterotoma is the source of this 9090-nucleotide messenger RNA. Its product is annotated as microtubule-associated protein futsch-like. The transcript has 3 exons. The record is from RefSeq and is a predicted model, not a curated record. Lineage: Eukaryota; Metazoa; Arthropoda; Insecta; Hymenoptera; Figitidae. The coding region runs from base 1 to 8337 and encodes 2778 amino acids.